CCCGGAAAUUUGUUGGAUUCGAGAUAAAUCAUGGUAAACUAAAGAAAGAAAGAAAAGCAGGCAGUAGUACGACUGACUCCACGAUAGUAGUAAAAUUUGAGGGGUUGAGAGCGCACGUGGUGCGUGAAUGCAAAAUGAAAGAGGUAGAGAAAGGAAGGGCGGGCAGGCAGCAACGAGCAUGAGACAAGACAAAUGCGCGUAGCUUUGAGGUUGGGUUGCAGUUAAAAGCCUUAAAAAAAGAAGAAACAUUCCUGUCCUUAAGCUCCUCAGAAUGUCCCGCCUACGUCCUCGCUCUCACUUAAUGCAACGUGCUCUCCUCCUCUCCCCCACUUUCCGUCUGUCCUUAGACUCUCUCCCAUUCUCACUUUCAUUUCAUUUCCCUCUUUCUUUCCUUUUUAUGAUCAAACUGUCGAAAAGGAAAGAUUUAUAUAUCCGUGAGACAACAUUAACUAAUAAUGGAUGAACAUACCAUCCAAGACGACGAUGACGACAGAGAUGCCCUCGCCGGCCUCAGCUCUGCCCCAACUCCCCAACGCAACAUCCACUCCUAUAGUCAGCAGCUCCGCGCCCCCUCCGCCCAGAAGCGUUACCACCAAGUCCGCAACCACAGCCUGGAUGACAUCCCCAAGCCCCUCGACCAUAAUUACUACAAUAACGACUCUUCCGAUGAUGAGUUCUUCCCGCACUCCUCCUCCCUUUCUAACAACGCUCCCUCUGCUGAAGAAUAUAUCAUCACCUCUCACUCCCAGAGGCUCGACCAGAACCUCUCCUUGGAUGGUGGCCCCGAUGAUCCCCGCCAAUGCCACACUUUGCCCGAGUUCAUUGGCGCUGGUGGCGGCACCGGUAUUUUCAAGGUCCCUAUGCGCGCUACCGUCCACCCCGGCCGCCCACCUUUCCUGGAGCUCAGGCCCCACCCUCUCAGGGAGACUCAAGUCUUAAAGUUCUUGAGGAACAUUGCUUGCACCGACACACAGCUCUGGGCAGGCCAAGAGUGUGGGGUUCGCUUUUGGAGGUUCCAGGACGCUUAUGAACCUGGCCUCGGUGCCAAAGUCAGGAGAGGUGAUGAAGAUGCGGUGCCCUUUCAGGAGUCUACCAACACCUCCCCUACGAUGUGUUUGCUGGUAGAUAGUGGAAACAGGUUGGUUUGGAGCGGCCACAAGGAUGGCAAGAUUAGGACUUGGAAGAUGGAUCAGCCUGCGGAUGAUACUUCUCCUUUCAAGGAAGGCUUGUCAUGGCAGGCGCAUCGUGGUCCCGUUCUUUCUUUGAUCAUGAGUUCCUAUGGUGACUUGUGGUCAGGCGGUGAGGGCGGUGCUAUCAAGAUUUGGCCAUGGGAAUCCAUUGAAAAGUCUCUUUCUCUUAGACCAGAGGAAAAGCACAUGGCUGCUUUAUUGGUAGAGAGGUCAUUCAUCGACCUUAAGAACCAAGUUACUGUUAAUGGUAACUGUAGCAUCUCUUCUUCAGAUAUCAAGUGCUUGAUAUCGGAUCAUGUAAGAGCCAAAGUUUGGUGUUCUCAGCCUCUUUCCUUCUCGCUGUGGGAUGCUCGCACAAAGGAGCUUCUCAAAGUGUUUAACAUUGAUGGUCAGAUAGAAAAUCGAGUUGACAUGCCAUCAGGGCAAGAUCAACCAGUAGAAGAUGAGAUGAAGGUAAAAUUUGUUUCCAGCUCAAAAAAGGAGAAAUCCGGGGGCUUUUUGCAACGAUCACGCAAUGCUAUAAUGGGAGCUGCAGAUGCUGUCCGUCGAGUUGCAACAAGAGGAGCAGGUGCAUUUGUAGAAGACAAUAAGAGGACGGAAGCACUAGUACUAUCUGCAGAUGGGAUGAUAUGGAGUGGAUGUACGAAUGGCCUGCUUGUGCAGUGGGAUGGAAAUGGAAGUCGCUUGCAAGAAGUUAAUCACCAUCCUUGUGCAGUCCAAUGCUUUUGCGCUUUUGGAGCACGAAUUUAUGUGGGCUACGUUAGUGGGACGGUCCAGGUGAUGGAUCUUGAGGGGAAUCUGAUUGCAGGAUGGGUUGCUCAUAAUGGUCCAGUGAUAAAAUUGGCAGCUGGCGAUGGCUUUAUCUUCAGCUUGGCUAGUCAUGGGGGUUUACGUGGAUGGAGCAUCUCAUCUCCAGGGCCAAUUGACAGCUUAUUACGAUCACACUUAGCAGAAAAAGAAUCAAAUUACUCAAUACAAGACAAUGUCAGAAUUGUUGUUGGAACAUGGAAUGUUGGUCAAGGAAGAGCCUCUCAGGAGUCACUUAUGUCAUGGUUGGGUUCUGUUGUAUCAGAUGUUGGCAUUGUUGUUGUUGGGUUACAAGAAGUAGAAAUGGGCGCAGGUUUCCUUGCAAUGUCUGCAGCUAAAGAAACCGUAGGACUUGAAGGGAGUUCUAUUGGCCAUUGGUGGCUCGACACAAUUGGGAAAGCCUUAGACGAGAACACAACAUUUGAACGUAUGGGUUCUAGGCAGCUGGCAGGGUUGCUCAUUUCUCUUUGGGUAAGGAAGAAUCUUAGAAUGCAUGUUGGGGACAUUGAUGCAGCAGCAGUUCCAUGUGGCUUUGGUCGAGCUAUCGGCAAUAAGGGAGGUGUAGGUUUGAGAAUCAGAGUGUUUGAUCGGAUAAUGUGCUUUGUUAACUGUCACUUAGCUGCACAUUUGGAAGCAGUAAACCGUCGAAAUGCAGACUUUGAUCAUAUCUAUCGAAAUAUGGUCUUUACCCGGUCAUCAAAUCUACUCAAUAAUGCAGCUGGUAUGGUGCGAUUACUGUUUUUCUGUUGCUCUCUUGCGUUCUCCUCAUAUUUAUUUAGGCUGCUUUAUUCUUCUGGCUUGCCACUGGUGCUCUGUGUUGCAGCUGGCGUCUCCACUGCUGUUCAAACGCUUCGGGCUACAAAUGCUGCAGGUGUCAAUGCUGAAGAAACAAAGCUUGACUUAGCUGAAGCAGAUAUGGUCGUCUUUUGUGGCGAUUUUAAUUACCGCCUUUUUGGUAUAUCUUAUGAUGAAGCAAGGGACUUUGUUUCUCAAAGAUGCUUUGAUUGGCUUAGAGAAAAGGAUCAGCUCAGGGCAGAGAUGAAAGCAGGUAAGGUUUUCCAAGGAAUGCGUGAGGCAUUAAUCAGAUUCCCUCCAACCUACAAGUUUGAAAGGCACCGACCAGGUUUGGCAGGUUAUGAUUCUGGUGAAAAGAAGCGCAUUCCUGCUUGGUGUGACAGAGUGAUAUAUCGUGACAACAAGUUGGGACCAGUGUCUGAGUGCAGUUUAGAGUGCCCCAUAGUCUCGUCCAUUUUACUGUAUGAGGCUUGCAUGGAUGUGACAGAGAGUGAUCACAAACCUGUCCGUUGCAAAUUCCAUAGUACAAUUGCCCAUGUUGAUAGAUCAGUUAGGAGACAAGCAUUUGGGGAAAUCAUACAGUCAAAUGAGAAAGUUAGGUCUCUUCUCGAUGAAUUACGUUAUGUUCCAGAAACGGUUGUUAGCACCAACAACAUAGUCCUUCAAAACCAGGACACAUCAAUCCUACGAAUCACCAACAAGUGUGAGAAGGAAAAAGCUAUAUUUAAAAUCAUUUGUGAAGGUCAGUCCACUGUGAAGGAUGAUGAGGAGGUAGCAGAUUACCAUCCGCGAGGCUCCUUUGGCUUGCCAAGAUGGCUUGAGGUUACACCAGCAGCUGGGAUAAUCAAACCCGAGCAGUUUGUGGAGGUGUCAGUCCAUCAUGAAGAAUUCCAUACCCUAGAAGAUCUUGUUGAUGGCAUCCCGCAGAACUGGUGGUGUGAAGACACCAGGGAUAAGGAAGUGAUAUUGACAGUGUUUGUACAAGGCAGUUGUUCAACGGAAACAACAAGUCAUCAGAUCCAUGUGCGUCAUUGCUUCUCAGCAAAGACAGUGCGCAUCGACUCAAAAUCCAACACCCACAGGAAAGGCCAAGGAGGUAGUCUUCAUCGCUCUGAACUUCGGCAGCUCAGCAGUUCCUCAGAUGCGACUGAUGAUUCCACCAGGAAUUAAUUCGCAUAACCCUUAAUUUGAAGCUACGAGUCAGGUCUGAUCAGAUAGUAGUAUCGGGCAGAUAGACUAUAUAUAUACAUACAUACAACAACCGGAUGGAGCCCUGAGGCAAUCAAGUGAGUCGGGUCUGGUCUGCUGCCUCAGGAAUUCAUUCCCUUGACAACUGUUGUCAAGAAACUGUAAAUUUGUUGGGGCUGGUUUCAGUUAUUAAUUUGUUGUCAUUUUUUUCAUA
Molecule: messenger RNA, 4194 nt
Organism: Theobroma cacao (cacao)
Lineage: Eukaryota; Viridiplantae; Streptophyta; Magnoliopsida; Malvales; Malvaceae
Product: type I inositol polyphosphate 5-phosphatase 12-like
Biological process (GO): phosphatidylinositol dephosphorylation
Molecular function (GO): protein binding; phosphatidylinositol-4,5-bisphosphate 5-phosphatase activity
Source: RefSeq, a predicted model, not a curated record